AGGGUCGAGGGGACCGGGCGGGCAGCCUCUCCAGCCUUUCUGCUGCCUCCUGGUGACUCAGCAGAGGCGAGGAGGAGGGCCAGGCCCGCCCAGGGCAGAGCGACGUGCGCAUCACGGGAGUCCGAUGCCUCCACCCGGGCACCUUCCAUUGGGCGUGCGGGGAGGGGGGCCGCCGGCGAGGACACCCCGCCCCUCCAGCUUCCACACAGACCGCGCGUGGGUCUGCAGGGCAAGUCGAAGCCUGCCUGGGCGGGCGGCCGCGCGCGGGCAGUGGCUGUCAUGCCAGCGGGGCGGGGGUGGGCGCUGAGAAGGCUAGUCUGCAAAUCGCUCUCCGCCCCCGCCCAUUCUAGCAGUGGUGCGAUCCGGAGCGGGCAUUCCAGGCGGCCGGUUUCUAGUUGGACUUGGAGAGGAGGAGGAGGAGGAGGGCACGCGGCAGCAGCAGCAGCAGCAGCACCGGCGACACCGAGACCUGGUGGCGGAAGGUCGUCGGGGUGGCCGCUGCGGGGAGAUCUCGGCGUGGCCAUGGGAGAGGCAGGCGGCCGCCGGAGCAUCCACUCGGACAGCAUCCCCACGACCCACCACGUGCCCAUGCGGGUCAUCAUCCGCCCGAUCCCGCCUGCCCUGGACGAGAGCAAAGUGGAGAGCCUCAUGCGCACGAUCCAGGAGGACGCUGACCAGGUGCCCCCAAUCGACGUCCUCUGGAUCAAAGGCAGCCAAGGAGGGGAUUAUUUCUACUCCUUCGGAGGGUGUCACCGUUAUGCGGCAUAUAAACGCUUGAACAAGGAGACCAUCCCAGCCAAAAUCAUCCGGUCCACCAUCGGUGACUUGCGCACUUACUUGGGCUCCUCCCUGCCUGAUCUGCGGUAGGGGCUCUCCCCAAAGGGUCCUUCUGGGGCCCACUGGAAACUCAAGCCUGCCCCAGAGGGGUGGGCUCUUCAGCCUGGACUUCUCUGUGGUGAGGAUCUGCUGGAUGGGUCUGCGUCCUCCACUCCUUUCCUACCCACUAGGGCCACUCCGUGCAAGGAAGCAAGCGGUCGGCUGUCAUCCUGGAUGGAGAGAGCAGCUGGCACCCAGCAGUUCUCUCCUGGCGUCAGCUGUGCCUCUUGGCUUGGUGCUGGCUUGAGACCCCGACACAGAAUGGCAGGAGGAGGUACGGCUGGCUUUUGCCUUUGCAGAGGGACAUCCCGCUCAGCUCUGGAGCAUGGAGCUGUUUGCAGGGGCGGCCUCAGGUGGGGUGCCAAACACUGCCUUGCCACCUGGCCCUAGCGGGGGCCAGUCCCCUUUCCAAUCAGACCUUUGCCAGCUUUGAAAGCAUCAGCAUGGGGCCAGGGGGGCAAGCAGCCUCCUCUCCCCCCACUUGGACUUCUUGCAAAGAGUGGGGUUCAUUGCAAAGUUUGCAAGGAUCGGAUCGAUCCCAAAGAGCUGCUCUGAUGGCGGGGGGGGGGGUAAUCUGGCUACCUUGCUGGUGCCCCAAUAGCUCAUUGCCUCAUCUUGCCUCAUGAAAGGACAGCCCCAAGCUAUUUCAAUGAGACGUUGAGUCUAUGAGGAAGGAUGUUAGCUGCCAUCAGAAAGAUAAGCGCAGUGGGGCUGCCCUGUUCUCUUUUCCCCAGUCUAAGAACACACUGCUGCUUUCCCCGUCUUCUCCUUCUCCUCUGGCUGCCUACAGGCCAGAAGGCUCCUUCUCGCUUCCCUCUUGCAGAUACAUUUCCAUAGCCGCGCUCCUUCCCAGUUCACAGUCCCUGGGGCAGUAUAAGCUGGGCAUGCCCCCUAGUUUCUCACUGCAGCACUUCCAAGAGAAGACUCUCUUCCCCUUCCUAUCCCAGUGAGGCCUUGCAAGAAGUAAGAAUGCAGCUGAGGAGGUUAUGUUCGCAGGGCCUCCUUAGCUGUGGCACUGGAGAACUCCCUCCCGUCUUGGUCCCAUUAGCAGACUUCUUGAAAGGCCUCUGGGGAGUGGCAGAUGAAGAACGCAGCUCUAUCUGGGGUCAUUUUUCCUUUCUCUUGGUUCUUCUAACCUAGAUUUUAUCUGCUUUUACAAAUAUUUAUAUUAUUAUAACUGUGCCUUCAUUUUUCCAAGACAUGUUAAAGAUGCAUAUAAUAUAUUAAUAAAGUGAAAUAUUUUGAAAGUAAUUUUUAAAAAAUCAUUGUAUUGUCUGUUUUAAAAUGCUUGGCUUACCAUCCAGCCCGGAGAAGAGUUGGGCACUCAAAAGCUUGCUCGCUACUUGGAGACAUCUUAGUGGCUCCUAAUAAAGGUAUUGCUCUAUAAUGGC
Molecule: messenger RNA, 2267 nt
Organism: Hemicordylus capensis (graceful crag lizard)
Lineage: Eukaryota; Metazoa; Chordata; Lepidosauria; Squamata; Cordylidae
Gene: SRXN1
Product: sulfiredoxin 1
Exons: 2
Coding region: 280-867 (195 amino acids)
Biological process (GO): cellular response to oxidative stress
Cellular component (GO): cytoplasm
Molecular function (GO): sulfiredoxin activity
Source: RefSeq, a predicted model, not a curated record